AUGCCUGGCUUGGUAUCAGCAACCGGCGUGCUCGCCUUCCUGGCCGAUGAGGAGCCUGAGCUCCGAGUCUUCGCCCUUCAGACGCUCAACGACGACAUCGACACCGUCUGGACCGAGGUCGCCGGCAGCUUGAGCCAGAUCGAGGCCCUCUACGAAGACGAGACCUUCUCCGAGCGUCAGCUUGCAGCUCUCGUGCUCGCCAAGGUGUACUACCAUUUGCAGGCGUACAAUGACAGCAUGGUCUUUGCCCUGGCCGCGGGGGACCUGUUUAAGAUCGAAGCUCCUGGCGAGUUCGAGGAGACCAUCAUCUCCAAGUGCGUGGACCAGUACAUCGCCGCCACAUCCGCCAAGCAUACCGCUCCCAAAACCGCCAAGACGUCAGACCUGCCUGAGCUGUCAACCACUUUCGCCAGCUCCACCGAGGGCGCCGUCCUGUCUCCCACGACUCCCUUCUCUCAGACAACGCUGCCGCCGAAAUCCCUACUUUCUCGCGCUUCUAUCGACAACACUAUACUAGACGCAACCUUCCAGCCUGUAACAAAGGAAGGCCGCUCGGGAUCUAUUACUCAGCUGCCCAACAACGUGGCCGAAGCUUCUCUGCAGAGAAUCAUCGACCGCCUGUUCGAGAGCUGCUUAAAGCAAGGCCGUUACAGGCAAGUUGUCGGUAUUGCUGUUGAGGCCAAGAAUCUCGAUAUCCUAAGGCGAAUUAUCAAGCGCGCCAGCGAGGAUGAGAAACUGUCCAAGGCCAAGGGAACUGAUGGCCAGCCGGGUCCCGCCGAAGAGCUGAUGGAAUAUAUUUUGGGCAUCUGCAUGGAUGUCGUUCAAGAGAGAGCCUUCCGCACAGAGAUCUUGCGGUUAAUUCUUGAUCUUCUAAGCGACAUUCCAAACCCCGACUACUUCGCCAUCGCCAGAUGCGUCGUCUACCUCAACGCAGACGAGGAGGCAUCGCGAAUGCUCCGGAACCUUGUUGCCAAGGACGACCGCACUGCGACCGCCAACGCAUAUCAGAUUGCGUUUGAUCUUUACGACAACGGUACACAAGAAUUUUUGGGCAAGGUUUUGACUUCUCUUCCUUCUGGGGAGCCCCCCAAGAAGGAGGAGGGGGCUGAGGGCGGCGACAAGACCGAAGAGAGCGAGUCGCUUUUGGCAAACCAACAGAGCGCACCUGAAGAUGAGCUUCCCGAAGAGGUGGCCAAGGUUUACCGCAACAUUCGAUCUAUCCUCGACGGCUCCAAGACUAUCCGCCUGAACCUCGAAUUCCUCUACCGCAACAACCACACGGAUCUGAGCAUUCUCAACAAGGUCCGAGACAGUCUGGAGGGUCGCAAUUCUAUCUUCCACACUGCUGUCACCUUUUGCAAUGCUUUCAUGAACCAGGGCACGACAAAUGACAAGUUCUUCCGUGACAACCUCGAGUGGCUCGGAAAGGCUGUCAAUUGGUCCAAGUUCACUGCUACAGCUGCCCUCGGAGUUAUCCACCGUGGUAACCUGUCACAGUCUCGAAAGCUUCUCGAGCCGUAUCUUCCCAAGCAAGGUGGCCUCAGCAACGGGUCCAUCUUUAGCCAAGGAGGUGCUCUGUAUGCCUAUGGCCUCAUCCACGCCAAUCACGGUGCAGGAGCCCUAGAAUACUUGAAGAUGCAAUUCGGCCAAGCCGAAGAAGAAGUCGUUCAGCAUGGUGGUGCCCUGGGCUUGGGUAUUGCCGGUAUGGGCACUGGUGACAGCGAGAUUUUUGAGAAGCUUAAGGAUGUGCUCUUCCAAGACUCUGCUCUCAAUGGCGAGGCUGUUGGUCUGGCCAUGGGCUUGAUUAUGCUUGGUACCGGAAACGUCAAGGCCCUGGAGGAUAUGAUUACGUAUGCUCACGAGACAACCCAUGAAAAGAUUGUCCGCGGUGUGGCCAUUGGUAUGGCUCUGAUCAUGUACGGCCGCCAAGAGGGCGCCGAUGUUUUGAUCGAGGGCCUGCUCAACGACCCUGAUCCCACUCUGCGCUAUGGUGGUAUCAUGACCGUUGCUCUGGCUUACUGCGGUACUGGCAGCAACAAGGCCAUUCGAAAGCUGCUUCACACUGCUGUGAGCGAUGUCAACGAUGAUGUUCGCCGAAUUGCCGUCAUGAGUCUGGGCUUCAUUCUCUUCCGUAAGCCCGGCAGCGUUCCCCGUAUGGUUGAGCUGCUGUCCGAAUCUUACAACCCGCACGUCCGAUACGGUUCCGCCAUGGCACUGGGUAUUUCUUGCGCUGGUACUGGACUCGACGAGGCCAUUGACCUUCUCGAGCCCAUGAUGAAGGAUCCUACCGACUUUGUCCGACAGGGUGCCCUCAUCUCACUCGCCAUGAUCAUGGCACAGCAAAAUGAAGUCAUGAACCCCAAGGUGUCUUCCAUUCGAAAAACGCUCAAGAAGGUGGUUGGUGACCGCCACGAGGAUGCCAUGACCAAGUUUGGUGCUGCCCUUGCUUUAGGUAUCAUUGACGCUGGUGGUCGCAACUGCACCAUUGGCCUGCAAACCCAGACCGGCAACUUGAACAUGGCCGGUAUCGUUGGUAUGGCAGUUUUCACCCAGUACUGGUACUGGUUCCCUUUCACCCACUUCUUAUCUCUCAGCUUUUCACCAACCGCCAUUAUCGGCCUUGAUCACGACCUAGAGAUGCCAGACUUCAAGUUCCACUGUGCCACUCGCCAGAGCCUAUUUGAUUAUCCUCCUGAGCAAGAGGUCAAGACAGAAGAGGGACCAGCUCUUAUUGCGACUGCCAUUUUGUCCACGACAGCUCAGGCUAAGAGGAGAGCCCAGAAGAAGGAACGGGCGCAGCGUCGUGAAAGCAUGGAUAUCGACAGUGCCCCAGCUAAGAGUGGAGACAAGAUGGAAGUGGACGACGAAAAGGUCAAGGAAGAGACAAAGGACAAGAAGGAGUCUGACGACAAGGAUACGGCAUCUACCGAUGCCAAGAAGAAGCCCGAGAAAGAAAAGGUCGGCUACGAAAUUGAGAACAUGAGCAGAGUCCUGCCUGGCCAGCUGAAGUAUAUCAGCUUCCCAGCUGGUCGAUACAAGCCAGUCAAGAAGCCAACUGGCGGCCCUCUCCUUCUUGACGAUACCCAACCUGACCAACCCAAGUCUCUUCUAGAGGAGAAGCUGAAGAAGGUGACUACCGAACGCGCCCCUGUAGCCGGGCAACAGCCCGGCAGAGGUGGCGCAGGUCGCACCGCGGGCUCUGGCAGAUCUAUCCUGGAGGGCAUUGUCGACCCUAAUAGCAGAGGCGUCAACCCCCUCAUGGAGCAGCUUCUACGGAGCCAGGGACGCUCUCCCUUUGGCGGUCUUGUAGACCCCAGCACUCCUGGUGGUGACAUUGGAUCGGGGGCAGCAGCGGCAGCUGGAGUGCUCACCGCCGUAGAUGAAGAUGGCGAAGGUGAUGAAGAAGCUGGCGUGCCCAAUGCAUUUGACUACUUCUCCGAUGGAGAAGAUGAAGAUGAAGAGUAG
Messenger RNA from Trichoderma gamsii, 3465 nucleotides. Its product is annotated as 26S proteasome regulatory subunit N2. The transcript is spliced from 3 exons. NCBI's taxonomy places the organism in Eukaryota, Fungi, Ascomycota, Sordariomycetes, Hypocreales, Hypocreaceae. Bases 1 to 3465 code for a protein of 1154 amino acids. Gene Ontology annotation, cellular component: proteasome regulatory particle, base subcomplex; nucleus; proteasome storage granule. The record is from RefSeq and is a predicted model, not a curated record. Gene Ontology annotation, biological process: regulation of protein catabolic process; proteasome-mediated ubiquitin-dependent protein catabolic process. Gene Ontology annotation, molecular function: enzyme regulator activity.